Messenger RNA from Penicillium pulvis, 1254 nucleotides. RefSeq lists its product as uncharacterized. The transcript has a single exon. The record is from RefSeq and is a predicted model, not a curated record. Bases 1 to 1254 code for a protein of 417 amino acids. NCBI's taxonomy places the organism in Eukaryota, Fungi, Ascomycota, Eurotiomycetes, Eurotiales, Aspergillaceae.
AUGAAAAGAGUAGCCUUGAGAGCCCAACGCGGCUCAAGGUCACAAGGCCCUGUCUGCCAGUUCUGUCAAUUUUCUUCCGCGACACCGCAACGCCUUCCCUUCCCUCGGCUUCCUACAACGACCCAAAGCCGAUCUUCGAACAAUAUCCCUGCGCUACAGUUGCGAAGAGCAAAUGCUCGAUCUCCAUUGUCCUACCCACUUCUAAACUCGCGUAGCUUUGCAUCGGAGUCCGCCAAUUUCGGGUCAGCCAUCAAACAAAUUGAACAGGAUGCCUCGGCUUUGCAACAUUCAGACCAAGUCCCCUCCAACGAAGCCGUGGUGGGACUACUUGAGAAAUGCCGGAAGAUCGCCGAAUCCUUAGUAUCGCAAGAACACGACAAUUCCGAAGGUUCCGCGCAUGAUGAAGGAAAUGCGACUUCAUCGCUACUUGAUAUGGAGGAGAAAAGCACCAAGCCCACACAGCAAGCCAAGUCGACACUCAAUCUGAAUCCCCGACUGGCCGACAAGAUCUCCAGUAUCAUAACCGAUCUCCUGAAGGAUGAGAAAGUCUUCAUUACCCCGGAAGCCCUGGAAAGCUACACCAAAACACAGACCCUCUUGGAGCGAGCAGAGCACUUUCCCGAGAUCUUCCACAUGUACGCCAACAAACCAGUUCCGGAGGAAGGCAGCUCACCAGUCAAGUUCCUCAAGGCGAAACCCAAGAGCAUUAACAGUGCUGUCCCCGCUGAGCUGGCCAAUAUGGCGUUGGACGUGGCUAUUGCGCAAAAGAACCUCUCCCUGGUCCUGGCUAUCAUUGAUAACACCUUCUGCGCACCUGCUUUCCCCCGUGCGAAGGUCUUCAAGAAGGCCAGUGUUCCGUUGAUUGGAUUGGCUGCGGCUCCUGCUGCAUGCUAUGCCCUUGCUACAUGGGCAGCCACUUUCCAGAAUACCAUGGAUCCUAGCACCGCGACUGGUAUUGCCUUUGCUGCUUCCUUGGCUUAUGUUGGUGGUACAUCGUCUCUCGGAAUUAUGGCUAUCACCACAGCCAAUGAUCAGAUGGAGCGUGUGGUUUGGUUGUCUGGCAUUCCUUUGAGACAGCGAUGGCUGCGGGAAGAAGAGCGUGCGGCCAUGGAUAGAGUUGCCGUUGCUUGGGGUUUUAAGGACCCGUACAUGCGUGGCGAGGAGGUUGGUGAAGAGUGGGAGAGUCUUCGCGAGUUCAUUGGCAUGCGCGGUAUGGUUUUAGAUAAGACAGAGUUGAUGGCAGGCAUGCAAUAA